AAUUUACUGAGGAUUUCAUCAUGCGUACUCAGUGGGAGAUUUGUUAGUCUGAAUCUAGCAUCGCAAUGAUGUGGUUGGGGUGUUCGGUUCUUCUUUGUUUGGUGCUGUUUUCAACAAUCAAAGCUCAGUCUUUUUACAUAACUGCACCAAAUUCUUUACGAGUGGGUUCAGACCAAAUAAUAGGAAUUGCCAUUGAUGGCAGAAGGAAAGCUUUGGUUAAUUUCUACAUCCAAGAUCACCCAGAAAAAAGGAGAAACAUAACACAGUUACCGAUAGAUGUUAAUCCAGGAGUUCCGAAAAUAUUUCCUAUUCAUUUGAAUCCAAAGAAUUUCCCACCAGGAUUUUUGGAAGAUAAAAAUUCUGAGAAGACAGUCUCUCUAACUGCUCACAGUGAAUUGUUUCACAAAGAAAUCAUUUUGCCUAUAAACUUUAAUGCUGGUUAUGUUUUUAUUCAGACAGAUAAACCUGUUUACACACCAAGAGACAGAGCUCAUUUCCGAAUUGUAGUCCUUGGUGAAGAUAUAGCACCAUCUGACAAAACAUUUAUAUUCCAAAUUAAGAAUCCUCAAAAUAUUGUUGUCGAAGAAACAACGUAUAAUAAAAAACCUAGGACUGCUUUCACUAGUCAUAAAUACAUAUUUCCAACUCAUGCUAUAUUUGGGACGUGGUCAGCAACUGUGAAAUUUGAGAAUGAGCUGGCUGAAAGCACAACUGUACAUUUUGAAUUUCAAGAAUAUGUGUUACCAACAUUCACCGUUGAACUCAAAACCGAAGAUGUAAUUCUUGAAUCUUCUGAAUUCAUUACUAUUUCUGUGAAAGCAAAGUAUGUACAUGGAGAAAAAGUUAAAGGUUCAGUGAAAUUUCGUUUAGCGGUCCAAGGUGAAAUUCCUGAAGCAGUCAUAUUUGGUUUAUUAGAUGCUGAGCUGGAAAAAGGUUCCCAUAUUUUGAGAUUAAAUACAAAUCAAAUUAAGAAACGUAAAGAUAUCGGUUGGUUUCCAGAAAUAGAAGGAUCUCGUUUUGUUGUUGAAGCAACUGUUACAGAUGAAGUAACUGGAAAUAAAGAGAAAGCUAUCAAUUCUAUUCUUUUUUCCAAAUCCCCAUUUGUUUUCUCAUUUAAGCGAAGUUUGUCAGAUUUUAAACCUGGUCUUAUUUCUACAUUAGAGGCCGAUGUGAAGUAUGUUAAUGGUAAACCUGCUUCAGGAAUCAGAACAAAAAUAACAGCAACAGUAAAUAAUGUACCUUUAGAUAUUGAAAAUAACAUUGCAAUUAGCAAUGAAGAAGGCAAAGUGUUUUUUAGACUGCAACCAGACAUGCAUCAUGAAAGUGUUUCCAUUAAGUUGGAAACAAUUGACCCAAAAUACAAAGGCAGCCAAGCUGUUGGUCAUCAUGUACAAUAUAAGUUUAAUUCAAAAAAUGAUGCUUUUCUAGCUUUGGAAAGAAACAGGGAUCAAACGCUGAAGCCUGGAGAUGUAAUCAUGAAGAUAGUUCAUUUUCACCCAUUGGAGAUCAGUGAUAUAUAUUAUAUGGUCGUUUCUAAGGGUCAGAUUAUUGCUAUGAACAAAUUAAGAAAAGGCAGAGUCAUGUAUCAAGCAGUGGAAUUUCAAAUUACGUAUGAAAUGGUCCCUAGUUUUAGACUGGUAGUAUUUGCUCACUACAGAAAUGAACUUCUUGCAGACUCACUAAAAUUUGAUGUUCAAAGUGUAUGCCAUCCUGAUGCUGAAGUAACUAUUGAAACUGAAUUUCAUGAUGUGUCUCCUGGUGCUAAUGGAAAAAUUAGAAUAAAUAGCAAAGGUGACACCUUAGUUGGCCUUUUAGGUAUAGAUGAAGCUGUGUAUGCCUUGUCUAAAGGCGAUCUGCUGACAAAAGAUAAAGUUUUCAAUGCUUUUGAGAAACAUGAUUCAGGUUGCGGAGCUGGGGGUGGAGUAAAUAUUAAUUCCAUACUUAGUAAUGCUGGAAUUAUUUUAGCAACUAAUAAGUAUUCUCCUCCACAGGAUACAUCUUUAUCCUGUAAUGAAAAGAAAAGGAGAAAAAGAGACAUAACAGCAGACAUAUUGAGUUCUUAUAGUGGAAAAGAAAAGGAUUGUUGUCUACUUGGAAUGAAUAACGAUAUAUAUAACAGAUCUUGUGAAAAUAGAACCGACAUAGUUAUUCGGUAUUUGCAAGGAAAGCAUGAGAAUUGCUCUAAAGCAUUUCUGAAGUGCUGCCUAGAAGAAGAACCAUCAUAUAGAGAAGACGAACCAUAUGUUCCAGGAUCGAAUUUUAUUGAACGCCAUCAAGAACAUAUCUUUGAAAAGAAUUUAUUUUUUCGAAGUGAUUUUAAAGAAGUUUGGAUUUUUAAAGAUAUUGCUAUAAAUGCUGGUAAGAAAUAUGAAUUAUUACUAAGCUUACCCCACAGUAUAACUACGUGGGUUAUUCAUGCCAUAUCAGUGUCACCAUCACAUGGAAUAUGUGUUGCAGAACCGAAAAACGUUGUGUCCUUCAAAAAGAUUUUUCUACAGUUGGAUCUACCAUAUUCUGUGGUACGAAAUGAACAAAUUGAAAUUGCAGCCACUGUCUUUAACUAUGGUGAUCAGACACUACAUGGUACUGUGUAUAUGUAUGGUGUGGAGCAUCUGUGCACUGGAACUGCAAAAGGUGAGAAAAGUGACCCGCAAUAUCUGAUAGUUGAGGGACAAUCAGCAGUGACUGCGACGUUUCCUGUUAUACCGCUGGCAGAAGGAGAGUUCGAUAUUAGAGUUCUUAUUUUAAGUACUGAAGGAAGCGAUGCAGUGACGCGAAAGCUACAUGUUGUGCUAGAGGGAUAUCGUGAAGAAAUUGCUAUUCCUAUUAGACUAGAUCCUUCAAACUUACAACGCAGGAAAACAACACACAUCAUUCAUGAUAGAUAUACUGAUACAAUAAAUGAGAGAGAAAAUCUACAAAUCACAGCUGUAAAAUUACAUAUGCCUGAAGAUUUUGUUCCAGGAACAGAAAGUUGCAUAAUUACAGCUUUGGGGGAUCAACUAGGACCUGCAGUGGAAGUUACUAUUAAUAAUCCUGACAAACUACUGCAGAAACCUCGUGGCUGUGGAGAGCAAAAUAUGAUGUUCUUGGCUCCAACUUUAUACACAAUGAAAUAUUUAAAAGUUAAAGGAAAAAUUACUCCAGAAAUAGAAGAAAAAGGUUAUGCAUACAUACGCCAUGGUUAUAGUAAUCAAUUGGCAUUUAGGAAAGCCGAUGGAUCAUAUUCAGCUUUCAAGCACUCUCCACCCAGUAUAUGGUUGACAGCCUUCGUUAUGAAAGUACUUUGCCAAGCAAAUGAAUUAGUACAUAUUGAUGAAAAUGUGCUGCACACUGGUGUAAAGUGGCUUCUUGACAAUCAACAAGAUUCUGAUGGUUCUUACAUUGAAAGUCACCCUAUGUAUCAUCUUAAUAUGAUGGGAGGUGUUCAAGGAAACAUCGCAAUGACAGCUUUUGCUUUAAUAGCCUUAGAAGAAUGUAACUGUGAUGUUGAGAAACUGAAUUUAGUGAAGGCAAGAGCUUUGACUUUCUUAGAACUUCAUCUGGCAGAUGUAACUAAAGCACUUCCAGUGGCAAUAGUUGCUUAUGCUUUAUCUUUAGGGGACAGUCAUUUAAAGAGAGACGCGCAUGAGAAAUUGUUAUCUUUAGCAAAGCAGGAUGAAGAUGCAAAUACAAUGUAUUGGGACACAGGAAAUCCUGCUAGAAAUAUUGAAGCAACAGCCUAUGGUCUUUUAAAUUUACUGCGUUUCAAUGAUAUGGUGAAAAGUUCUUCUGUUGUCAACUGGCUAAAUUCCCAGCAGUUACAAUCAGGCUCCUUUCAGUCUACCCAGGAUACAGUUAUUGGUCUUCAGGCUCUCUCGGAAUAUGCUAUAAGAUCUCAAAUGCCUUCAAUCAAUUUAGUGAUAAAUGUUACAUCAAGCAACGAUAAAAAUUUCCAUCAGAGUCUGGUUAUAAAUGAGGAUAAUGCAAUGAUCUUGCAGACUUUGGAAGUAAAAAACAUAGGUGGCACUUUAAUCAUCAAAACAAGGGGAUAUGGAAUUGGCUCAUUAUUUGUUACAUUAAUGUACAGUGUGAAUCGUCCACCACAGCAGAACUGUAAAUUCAAUGUGACUGUAAAUGUGGAAGAAGCAGCACCAAAAGCAAAAAUAGAAGAACCUCUUGGAGAGGAUGAUAUUAUAGGAUUGGCGAAAGCUCUAGAAAGUGAUGUUGGUGAAUCAGACUUAGUUGAACCACCGUAUAUUGAAGAAUAUUACUAUUAUUAUGAUGAUGAAAUUCCAGAGAGCAAGACUCGAGUCAGAAGACAAAAUCCAGCUGCAAAAGAUAAACUGAUAUAUGAGAUUUCAAUAUGUGUUAGAUAUUUUGGUGAAAAUACUGCAGAAAUGAGUAUUGUGGAGGUUGGAUUAUUUUCUGGCUUUCAACCAGAAGUAGAAGACCUAAAAUGGUUGCAGAAGAGUCCAUAUCAUCUGAUUCAAAGGUAUGAGACAACUAACAGAGGAAUAACUCUUUAUUUAGCGACAAUUCCUAAAGAUAAGGAGUACUGUUUCAGUUUCCACGUGACCAGGAAAUUUACUGUAGGAAAAACACAAGCAAGUGUUAUAAAAGUCUAUGAUUACUACAAUCCAGAUAUUUCAUGCACUAUGUUUUAUAGCCCUUCAAAGAACAGUACUUUAUUGAAUACUAUAUGUGAUGAAAACCGAGAUUGUCAGUGUGCUGAAGGUGGCUGUCCAACAAUAGAUCCAUUUAAGGAAAUUAGAAAAAUACAAGCAACUUCUGAGAGACGAAAGAAGCUACUUGAUGCUGCCUGUGAUAAUUACCAUUACGUAUGGAGAGGCAGAUUACAAGAACGUGCGACGAAAGAUGGAAUAUUCUUAAAUAUUAAGUUUAUAAUAACAAAAGUGAUUAAGGAAGGUACAGAAAAAGAGGCCCUUAUAGAAGGAGAAACUAGAACUUUACUCUUAAGAGACAUCUGUAGCACUUCUGAACCCCUUCCUGAUGCUGAAUAUCUCAUCAUGGGUCAAGAUGGGAAAAGGUACAAAGAUGACCAUGACGGGAUGUGGCAUUAUAGGUACAUGCUUGACAAGAAGAGUGUUAUUUAUUUGUGGACUCCGGCAAAUGAAGAACUAUAUCGUGAUUUGAAGCAUGUCACUAGAAAAUUAGAUAAAUAUGGUUGUAAACAAUAACAGAAAUAUAAAAGAAAACAUAUUAUUAAAUAUUAAGACAGAAAAUAAACUUAAAUUUUUACCUCUGGUCA
This is a messenger RNA of Stegodyphus dumicola, 5251 nucleotides long. RefSeq names its product venom factor-like. Lineage: Eukaryota; Metazoa; Arthropoda; Arachnida; Araneae; Eresidae. Gene Ontology annotation, molecular function: endopeptidase inhibitor activity; protein binding. The record is from RefSeq and is a predicted model, not a curated record. Gene Ontology annotation, cellular component: extracellular region.